CUGUAUUACCGAGCUGACAAAGAGCCCAUCUUUUUUUUCUUCAUCUUUUCUUGUUCUCUCCUUCUCUCGUCACGUUGGUUAAUUCUUUUGCCUUUUCGCUCUUCUUGAAGCCUGUCCCUUGCCUAGGCAGCAACUCGACGUUUGCGCUGCGGGCUCCAGGAAUCGACCCCGCGCCACGCCAAAAGAUUUUCUGCAUUUCCGCUCCCGCAAUCGCCUCUCGGUAGUUGGACAAUCUGCCUACCCGAGAAACGCACAACGGAACGUGAAGUCCAGCCAUCGCCAUGGCUUCAGACGGGGAGAUUGAUCUCUACGAUAUCCUUGAAAUCGAUAGAACAGCAACUCCCGACCAGGUCAAAAAGGCUUAUCGCAAGGCUGCCCUGAGAUACCACCCGGACAAGGUUCCCGAGGACCAGCGUGAAGAGUCCGAGGCCAAGUUCAAAGAGGCCAGCCGAGCCUACGAGAUUCUCAGCGAUGAGGACAAGCGCCAUCUCUACGAUACCCACGGCAUGGCCGCCUUUGACGGCUCCAGAGGCGGUCCCGGCGGCCCUGAAGUCGACCUGAACGAUAUCCUGUCCCAGAUGUUUGGAUUUGGCAUGGGCGGUCCUGGCGGCCCCGGCGGCGGUGGCCCUAUGAGGCCGCGCAAGGGACCCGACGAGGAGCAGGAGUACAAGGUCACGCUCGAGGAGCUGUACAAGGGCAAGACGGUCAAGUUCUCGGCCAACAAGCAGGUCGUCUGCAGCGUCUGCAAGGGCUCUGGCGGCAAGGAAAAGGCCAAGCCCACGAGCUGUGAUCGCUGCAAAGGCCACGGCAUGGUCGAGGCUAUCCGCCAGAUCGGCCCUGGCAUGAUGCGGCGCGAGACUGUCUUGUGCGAUCACUGCACAGGAUCCGGCAAGGUCUACAAGGAGAAGGAUAGGUGCAAGAAGUGCAAGGGCAAGCGGACGACACAGGAGAAGAAGGCGCUCGAGAUUUACAUUCCCCGAGGAUCCAUGCAGGGCGAGCGCAUUGUCCUGGAAGGAGAGGCCGAUCAAUAUCCUGACCAGAUCCCCGGUGACAUCAUCUUCACCUUGGUCGAGGAGCCCCACGAUGUCUUUUCUCGACUCGGAAACGAUCUAUCCGCAGAGCUGACGGUGUCUCUGAGCGAGGCGCUGACCGGAUUCAACCGCGUGGUGCUGAAGCAUCUGGAUGGCCGUGGUAUCCAGCUCAACCGACCUCGGGGCAAGAUCCUGAGACCGGUAGACUGCAUCAAGAUCCCCGGCGAGGGUAUGCCCCUGAAGAGGGGUGAGGCCAAGGGAGACUUGUAUCUCUUGGUCAAGGUUGAGUUCCCCAAGGAUGACUGGCUGAAGGACGACUCUGCGUAUGAGACGUUGGCAACCAUUCUGCCACCAGCUCUGCCCGCUGUGGAAGCUGAGGAGGUUGACGAAGUCGAGUACGAGGAUGGUGCCGACAUUGAAGAGAUGGGUGCUGACCAGGGCGAUCCUCGAUUCGCCCACGACUGGGAAGAUGACGACGAGCCCGGCGACGGCCAGGCACAAUGCGCCACUCAGUAAAGAGGGGAAAAGAAUUUGAGGGAAAAUGACCAAUUACUUUUUGAUUGUUUGAGGAUAUAGAAACUAGACUCCGUUUGCUGGAAGAAUGGAAACGGGAUAGCCGGAAAGGCAAAGGGGGACUUGUUUUUGACAUUGGGACUACAUGCUACUUUUUUUUUUACGAAUGCCGCAAAUAGAGAGAGCCAGAGAGAGAGCUAAUGUGAUGAAUCUCCGCUGUUAUGGGAUCAAGACACAAAAAGCAAAGGGAUAACGGGAUGGGCAUGGCACAGCUUUGGGACGAGUUCUUUUAUCUUUUCUUUCCUAGGGGCGCUUAAGCUGAGUAGACUUGGAAUGAUUCAGUCUUUUGGCUUGCAUUAUCUUUUUCCUCGCUCUAUGUGAUCAAGAUGUUGUAUUUACUGUAUUUAAAAAUCGCUGCGGGCACGUAUAGCUGCCUCCGUCAGUAAACUCGACAUCUCCAGUGCUCCAUACGCUACCAAUCCACUAUCCGACCCAGCGUUAGCAGCGACUUGCGCCUAAGCUCGCCCGCCUUACAUGGCCCCGCCAAAAGCUAAUCGGUCCCUCCCUAUUGAACCCUCAACGUCAACUCUUGUUUCUCACCAACUUCUUUAAACUUCCUCAAACUCUCCUCCUCAUCCUCCCAAACCCUCCACUCCUAUUUUUGUCUCUACGCACACAUCUUUUCUUUCUUUCUCUCCUCUCCUCUCCUCUCCUUCUCCCCCUAUAAUCCACAUCUCUCUUCCUCUUCUUCAACUUCGACUUCGACCCCCCCGCAGCUGACACCCAUCAUCACCACCACCUAAUCCACAACUUCAACACCAUCAUCCGUCACCAUGUCCCGCAAAGGCGUCGGCAUCGCCGCCUUCGACCGCUCCCGCAUCACCUCUGCCCAAUUCGCCUCGCACGGCUCCUCCCUCCGCGCCACAAACGCCCAGGCCCUCGAGACCCAGCUCGCCGUCUUCCGCUCGCUGCUGCAGCAAUUCGCCGCCACGCACGCAAAGGACAUACGCUCCGACCCGUCCUUCCGCGCCCAGUUUGCGCGCAUGUGCUCCGCCAUCGGCGUCGACCCUCUCGCGAGCUCAAACAGCCACAACAGCAACUCCUCUGGGUCUUCCGUCUGGGCGCAGCUGCUGGGCAAGACGGUCAACGACUUUUACUUUGAGCUGGCGGUGCGCAUUGUCGAGGUCUGCGGCGCGACGAGGGCCGAGAACGGCGGCCUGAUUGG
Molecule: messenger RNA, 2769 nt
Organism: Trichoderma atroviride IMI 206040
Lineage: Eukaryota; Fungi; Ascomycota; Sordariomycetes; Hypocreales; Hypocreaceae
Biological process (GO): response to heat; protein refolding
Cellular component (GO): nucleus; cytoplasm; cytosol
Molecular function (GO): ATP binding; Hsp70 protein binding
Source: RefSeq, a predicted model, not a curated record